Molecule: messenger RNA, 2937 nt
Organism: Phlebotomus argentipes
Lineage: Eukaryota; Metazoa; Arthropoda; Insecta; Diptera; Psychodidae
Product: 5'-3' exonuclease PLD3-like
Exons: 7
Coding region: 1075-2916 (613 amino acids)
Molecular function (GO): catalytic activity
Source: RefSeq, a predicted model, not a curated record
CUGUCGCCCUGUUCAUUCACACCUGCAAACUAAAGUCCAUUCCUACCUUACGCCAGGGCGGAAGAACGAAAUAUUACACCGAAGAGCAAUUAUCUGCCCCCUUUCUCCCCCAUCCAUUCCGCGAGGCCUUUCAGACGUGUGCCAGGUAAUUUUGGGGCAACGCGAGUCCUGCACGCCUUGCACGUGAUUUCAGUGCAUGAAAAGUGGUUGCGGAGUAAGAUAAUUUCCCGCCCAAUUUCACCUCGUUGUGAUGGGGUUAAAUAAAUUCCCUAUCGAUUUUCACGCUGAUGCAAAAUGUAGAGCACUUUUGUGAAUAGUAAUGUGAGGCCGCCUUGCAAAAAUUCUACCCAUUCGUGGCCAGUUUGUUGGUAAACGCGCUCCGCGAUGCACUCUCUUUGCCAUCUGUGACAAUAUGACUUUCCUUUGACUGCUAAAUCGGUACACGAAAAAAAACCGCGAACUGAGGUAAAGGGCAGAGACUGAUAAGGACUCCCUCGUGAUUUUUUGCUCAUUUUUACCAAGUGAAACACGACACUUGUUCCACAAUUGACGUGAGACAAUGAAAAUAAAGAGCGAAGUCCAUGAACAGGGAAGAAUGUACAGUGCGUGGCAUGCUUACCAAGGAGUCUAAUGUGUGAGAACGACUUUUGAAAACAGGCGGAUGAGCGGCACUUCACGGUGAAAUCAAUUAGAGCCGCUGAGGUGCUGACCAGGUUCCCGCGACUUCCAUCCCAUUUAGCUGCAGCGCGAUAAUGGGAUGUCUCCUAAAUUGCUCAGUAUGUUCAUUUGUAAGUGAUAUAAGAAGAUUCUUUCGAGUGUCGCUUCGAAAAUCCAUAUUGCGAAUCACUACAGAUCGGCUAAGUGUGCGUCUAACUAAUAACUGAAUAGCGACUAAAUUGCUGCCUGCAAUUGCUGAAUUAUUGCGUAAUUUGUACCGUACUUGCUUCCGCCAGCGUAUGAAAAUAAUGGCUAAGGAGGCUCUAUGUUUGUUCUAGUAUUUCCUACUGCUUUCUGUCCAGCAUUAAUUAUUCAUGAUCUCUCAUUUUGCGCGCCACUUUUACCAGCUAGCAUGCUAUGUUGGCAGCGAGGCAAACGCACUGCCGCUUUCGGAGACUUUCCAUGGAGACAUUCUCUGUCCACUGCGACGUCGCGUCCACUUUCACGCAACUUUCCUUCUCCAAUUCAAAACAACACCGCGACACUCGCCGUCGCGCCGCCCACGAGAGCACAUUUGAUCAUGAAAUCCCGCGGCCACGCUUAAUCGCAACUUUUGCUAUCAGUAGGAAAUUUUGGUGUUUUGUUUUUUUUGCGUCAAGUGUCAAAGUCAGCCGGCCACACGUUGUUUACGCCACGAUGAAGCUGCAGAUCAACGUCUUUGACGCUGACGACGACAAGAAGAGCACGGUGCUCGAGAGCAACACAAACACAGCCCAAGAUGACGACUUUGAGCUGUGGGAUCAACACAGCGAGAUGCUGCGCGAGCAACAGGGCCCCAUGUGGGGCCACAAUGCCUGGUGCAAGCCCUCCUGCAUCCCAAUCUCCGUGAUCCUCAUCCUCAUCGUCCUCGUGGUGCUGCUGCCGCUCCUCGAUCACUCCAGCGAGAAGACCAAUCGCCUCAGUGACUCAGCCUUCCUUUGUCCGGACAGUUGCAACAUUCAACUGGUGGAGAGCAUCCCCGAAGGCCUUACGUAUCCGGCAGGCAGCGUGGCGUUUCGCAGCACCUUCGACGCGUGGCAGACACUCAUCGGCCUGGCCACGAAGUCCAUCGACAUCGCCAGUUUCUACUGGACGCUGCGGAGCGCCGAUGUGGUCAACGACUCAUCCUCGUGGCAGGGCGAGCAGAUCUUCCAGGCACUGCUGCAAGCGGGCACAAGGGGCGGCAUCGCGGUGCGGGUGGCUCAGAGCGCCCCCACACAGGCUCAGCCCAACAUUGACACUGAGAUAUUGAUCAAGCGCGGCGCCGCACAGGUGCGAUCGGUGAAUUUCCCACGGCUCCUGGGCGGCGGCGUGUUACACACCAAACUGUGGAUUGUUGAUGGACAGCACUUAUAUUUGGGGAGCGCCAAUAUGGACUGGAGGUCCUUGACACAGGUGAAAGAAUUGGGCGUUCUUGCAACGAAUUGCACAUGUCUGGCCAAGGACGUGGCGAAGAUCUUCAGUGUGUACUGGGACAUGGGCGAGGACAGUGCCCAAAUCCCAGACAAGUGGCCAGAUUCCUACGCCACGAAGUACAACUACGACACGCCGCUUCGCGUGAACUACAACAAUUCCCAGUUCAGCUCAAAUAUCUUCUUCUCAAGCUCCCCGCCGCCCAUGAGCCCAAGUGGCAGAGAGCAGGACGUUGAUGCCAUUGUUAAAAUAAUCGCACACGCCGAAAAGUUCAUCCAUAUCGCCGUUAUGGAUUACUUCCCGCUCACGAUUUACACGCCAAAAAUACAAUUUUGGCCCCAGAUAGACAAUGCCCUGCGCAAAGCGGCCAUUGAGAAUAAGGUUUCUGUGAAACUGCUCAUAUCAUGGUGGAACAACUCGCGUCCCGCCGAAGAUUACUUCCUGCGCUCACUGGAGGACAUCUCAGAAGCCUACAAGAAUGUCAACGUGCAGAUCAAGCGCUUCAUCGUGCCCAAAUCCGACGACCAGGCGCGCAUUCCCUUCGCUCGCGUGAACCACAACAAGUACAUGGUCACGGACAACGUGGCGUUCGUAGGCACCUCCAACUGGUCCGGCGACUACUUCAUCGACACCGCCGGCAUCGGGCUAGUGAUGAUGGAUCCGGAGCACGGACAGCACAACAUGACGGAGAGCGAGAGCCUGAGACUCAAUCUAGCAGCAAUAUUUGAUCGGGACUGGAAUAGCGCGUACGCAGUGAAUGUGAUCAAGAAAGUGGCCUUCCAAAAUCAUCUUCAACCCCUAGAUUAAGGGCGAUUGAUUCUAAGCCGA